Messenger RNA from Tachysurus fulvidraco (yellow catfish), 2497 nucleotides. RefSeq names its product RNA binding motif protein 14a (gene rbm14a). Gene Ontology annotation, molecular function: zinc ion binding; nucleic acid binding. Bases 22 to 1194 code for a protein of 390 amino acids. Lineage: Eukaryota; Metazoa; Chordata; Actinopteri; Siluriformes; Bagridae. The record is from RefSeq and is a predicted model, not a curated record. The transcript is spliced from 5 exons.
AAACUGCAGUCGGUAAAGGCUAUGGCCAAGCUCGACUCCUCAGCAGGUUAUACUUUUCUACACAUGGAGCAUCAAGAGAACGCGGCGAAUGCCGUCGAGGCCCUAUACGGGACCUCGUACACGGACCACCACCUUUCGGUGGAUCUUUCAAACAUCCAGCAAGCUAAUCCAGGAGCCAUGUCCAAGGUGCCGUGUGCACGUUGCGGGACGCAGGGACACUUUGCAGGAGAGUGUCCAACCAGGCCACCCAUGGAGCACCACCAGAGUCAGGCAGCUGUACUUGCUGCUGCAGCUGCUGCUGCUGCUGGACUUCCUAUUCAGGUACAACAGUGUGUGCACAACUCUUUCUUUAACACCAACACUUCUGAUCCGACAUACGCGGCUCUAAAGGGUCUGACUGAAGCCAGUGGAACAGAUGGUAAGCCAGUGAGUGCUGCAGUUUAUGGUGCCCUGGCAAGUCAAGUGUAUGGUUCUGUGGCUGAUCAGGUCAUCAGCCAUGGAACAGAUGAUUCCGGCUACCCAGCAGCAGGAGAGGCGCCAUCAGCCACCACAACCACCACAGCCAUGAACCCUGCAUAUGGCACAAACUCCUCUGCAUAUGCAGGCCCUGCCUAUGGGACCAUGGGUGGAGCUGAGCCUGACGCACAAGCUUUAUUUGAAGCUGCCCGGCAGCGAUUCAUUGAGCAGGGUCAGCAUGUUUUGGCUGAGCAACAGGCCAUUACCAAAUCAGACCGGGACCGGAGCCCUGUAAGACGUUCUGCUCUGCUGCCCGACCCUGUUCCUCAGCCCAUCAGUGCCACAAGACCCAAACGCCGUGCUCUGCUGCCCACACCACCUGGAGGACCUGAACUGCCUGCUAUUAAAGAUGGAGACCCUAUUGCAAGGUGCUAUGCAGAGUAUGUCCAGCAGUACCAACAAUACCAGCAGUACCAACACUAUCAACACUAUCAACAGUACCAGUACUACUAUCCGCCACCUCCGCCACCCCCACCACACCAGAUGCCAACCAUGCCCAUGCCGCCUUCAGGGUCGAUGGAUGGCAAUCACAUGGCGGCUCCUGGAACCGGCGCAUCUCCAAGAGCAAUGCACCUCAGACUGUCUUCAGUCUUUCAUUCCAACGCUGAGAGAUUGUCGGCUAGAAUGGCUCCCAGGCCUCAGGACGCCAAGUUGCACAUGACGGGGGAAGAGAAUUAGAGUCCCACAGUGGCAUGGAUGCACUCCCCAGAAAGGUAAAGCCCUCUGGCCCCAAUCACGCUUGCACCUUAAUCAUACACCACUUCUCCUAAAUCAUCUCCUGUUCCACCUCAGCUCAGAUCCACCUUCUGGCUGAAGAACUUGAUGUGGAAAAAAAAAAAACACCAAUGCUGAGGCUGUUAGAGUGACACAGAUUAGGGUUUAAUAAGUUCACAUUUAGCAAGCAGAGAAAAGUCAUUUAGCUCAGGCACAUGAAGUACCCCACGUAAUCUUGGUUUGGUGGUUUGCAAUUAAAAAAACAAACAGAACAAAAUGUUUAUUUUUUGUGAACAUACUGGUUAAAGCCCAGUGGCAUAUCUAUUCAGAAGUUAUCAUAAUUAUCAGUGUCUUAUAAGAAACAUGCUCACAAUAAUCCAUUACAAAGUUCAUGGGAACGUGUGAGAUCACGGAAAUUUGAAUUGUUGGCUUGUUCUGUGGCAUUUGGUGUUUCUUUUGAGCAUUUUCAGUAAGACGAGGCGAGAUCCGCAAACACGCUCACAACUGAGGUUCCCUGGCUAUGUUUUGAACUGUUAAGAAGACAGCACAGCUUUAAGGGGAGCACAGUACAAUCCAAAAGCCAAGAGGCGGGGUUGUCGCCUGGUAGGUGAGUAACCAGUGCGCCACAGUCCCACUCAAACCAGUUCCUGUCCUCAAACCCAACACGUCACCCGCCCCAUCAAAAUUCUGUACUUCUCUAACUUUAAAUGCAUGCCUCAGGGAAUGAUGCUUUUAGAGUUCACGCUUAGAAUAGAGUCAGGACCGGGACGUAGGAUGACUGACACAGAGAUGUACAUGACUUCAUAACAUUCGUUUGAAACGGAGAAGUAAUUCGCGUACCUCGAGUUCUGACUGGAACGGAGUUGUCUGACUUUUUUAGACGUUCUUAUUCUCAUCGUUAAAUAGUCAAGUCCAACUUCUUCUAAAUGUACAGUUUAACAGUUAACUGAGCAAAUCACCUCAGUUUUGAUAGCUCCUUAUUGUCCACGACUUUGCAGCUUCUAUUUCACAUUUCUUUUACUGAUGUGUAAAUGAACAUGUCAUUUUAAGUGUGGUCUGAACAUGUUAUAACAAUGCUUACGAUUCAUUUAGGUCAGGUAAUAAUUAUUCAGGGAGUAUGCAUUCGUUGAUCUAAAUGCUACCAUUUUUACUGAGAUCGGUUUAGUUCUUUUGCUACUGUCUCUGCAAAAAAUGUCAAAUCUUUUUUUUGUCUUUGUAGUCCUCCUCUAAUCUUGUAAAACUAAAUUAAAGACAUUUAUAAAAACCA